Molecule: messenger RNA, 889 nt
Organism: Paralichthys olivaceus (Japanese flounder)
Lineage: Eukaryota; Metazoa; Chordata; Actinopteri; Pleuronectiformes; Paralichthyidae
Source: RefSeq, a predicted model, not a curated record
GCUGACCAGGAUGGCGGGGAUGAAGGAGCAGCAGUUCACGGAGGAGAAGCCCCUGCUGCCGGAGCAGAGAGGAGCGGACUCAGACAUGACACAGCAGGAUAAAGGGGAUGAGGCCUCGGGGGGGCUCCCCUGUCCCGCCAGCCCCACGCAUCUUAACCACCCCUCUCCCCCCAGCCGCCCCGCUCAACGCUGGCAUGUCAUCGCACGGCACUGGCUCCGCCAGACCCGCUGUCGGACCAGCGGGGUCAUCCCGGAAAGCUGUGAACAGCUGAUGCCUGCAGGAGACUGGAAGGAACAUGAUGUUGAGACUCCUUAUGGGAUGCUGCAUGUGGUGAUCCGCGGGGCGCCCAAAGGGAACAAGCCUGCGAUCCUCACCUACCACGAUGUGGGACUGAACCACAAACUGUGCUUCAACACCUUCUUCAAUAACGAGGACAUGCAGGAGAUCACCAAGCACUUUGUGGUCUGUCACGUCGACGCCCCGGGACAGCAGGUCGGAGCGUCUCAGCUGCCACAGGGGUACCAGUAUCCCACCAUGGACCAGUUGGCCGGGAUGUUGCCGACUGUGGUGCAGCACUUUGGAUUCAAGAGCAUCGUUGGGAUCGGAGUGGGAGCCGGAGCUUACGUUCUGGCCAAGUUCGCUCUGAUCUUCCCCGACCUGGUGGAGGGUUUGGUUCUGCUCAACAUCGACCCCAAUGGCAAAGGAUGGAUUGACUGGGCCGCCACCAAGCUGUCAGGUCUGACCAGCACGCUGCCAGAUGUUGUGCUGCCACAUCUCUUCAGUCAGGAGGAGCUGAUGAACAACACAGAGCUGGUGCAGAGCUACCGACAACAGAUCAACAACACCGUCAACUUGUUCAACCUGCAGCUGUUCUGGAACAUGUACAAC